AUGCAGAAUCCAUCGUGUCUGCUAUAUGAUGCUGAAGAUGCCCGCUUUGAAGACCGGCCUCUUCCUGUGAUCGAGGAUCCUUACGAUGUAAUCAUUCGUAUCGCUUACGUGGGGGUCUGUGGAAGUGACGUUCACUUUUGGCUCCAUGGUGGUAUCAAAGACUUCGUCUCCCCAGACUGCCCUCUGGUCAUGGGCCACGAGGCCUCGGGCAUCGUACACACGGUGGGACUGGCCGUAACAAACCUGCAACCAGGUGACCCUAUCGCCAUCGAGCCGGGCUCAGCCUGUCGUCUUUGCACUCGGUGUAAGGGAGGGCAAUAUAACUUGUGCCCGCGGAUGAAGUUCGCUGCCAGCCCGCCGUACACCCAUGGCACGUUGUCGAAGUAUUACAAGAUGCCCGCGGACUGCUGCUAUAAAAUCCCCACUAACCUGGAGAAGCCAUUUGGGCUGGAUGAAGCCGUGCUGAUUGAGCCGCUUUCUGUCGCGGUGCAUUCCGUACGGCAGGUUGGGGUGCAGCCGGGCGAUAAGGUUGUCAUCUUUGGGGCUGGAACUAUAGGGCUGCUGUGCGCUGCUGUGGCACGGGAGUACGGCGCAAGCUUCAUUACCUCCGUGGACCUGAGCCGCCAUAAGCUGGAUUUCGCGCACUCCUUUGUGCCUAAUGGGCGUGUGGCAUUCACGACGGCCAUCCCGAACAGUUCGCUUUCUCCAGAGGAGAAUGCCAAGUGUCUGCAGGCAACGCAGCAGAGUUCUCAUCUCACGGAAUCGGAUGUGCCUGGCUUCGAUGUGGCAAUCGAAGCUACAGGGGCGGGACCCUGUAUUCAGAUGGCAAUUCAUGCUCUGAGAGUGGGAGGCUCCUUUGUUCAAACUGGUCUCGGAAAUGCGAAUGUCAACUUUCCUAUUACGACCGUCUCAAUGAAUGAGAUCACUGUCAAGGGGUGUUUCCGAUAUGGACCAGGUGAUUACAAGAUGGCACUGGAGUUGGCACUCACGCGAAAGAUUGAGUUGCGUCCUCUUAUCACCAGGGUCUUUCCAUUUGAGAAAGUUACUGAAGCCUGGGAAACCACGAAGAAAGGCGAGGGUAUUAAGACGUUGAUUCGGGGCGUGGGUUUUACAGAGGGCAUGGAGCAGGAGAGCUCUGGAUAUGUCUGA
Penicillium canariense is the source of this 1149-nucleotide messenger RNA. RefSeq names its product NAD(P)-dependent alcohol dehydrogenase. Gene Ontology annotation, biological process: D-sorbitol catabolic process. Lineage: Eukaryota; Fungi; Ascomycota; Eurotiomycetes; Eurotiales; Aspergillaceae. The transcript has 2 exons. The record is from RefSeq and is a predicted model, not a curated record. Bases 1 to 1149 code for a protein of 382 amino acids. Gene Ontology annotation, molecular function: zinc ion binding; L-iditol 2-dehydrogenase (NAD+) activity.